GAGUAAUAAGGAGUGGGUGAUGAUAAUGCCUCUACACCGACUUCUCUUCAUCUUCAAUCCGCAAACCCUGUUUCAAUUUCUUCUCGGGAUACGUAACCAUGUUUGAUCCUGCUACAGAAUCCACCCAAUCCCAUCGACUCUUUAUGGAUCACCUCAGACGCUCUUCUCCUCUUCCGAAUUCCACUCUUAAACCUAAUCCAAGUUAUGCCACAUAUCAAAAUUGGAACACUGCGGGAGCUCGAUUUGUGGAGGAAGAAGAGGAGGAGUCAUCCGGCGUGUCUACACCUCCUUUAUGGAGGACCAGUCCGCAUACCAGUCCCCAUAACAGUCCGCAUACCAGUCCGCAUCAUCGCCAAAACCACUACCGAUGCCUAUCACCGAAAUCAAAGGCACAAGCAAUUGUCAGAGGACAGAGGGAGUUGAUGGAGAUGGUUAGUAGAAUGCCCGAGUCCUGCUACGAGCUUUCCUUGAAAGAUAUUGUAGAGAAGCCGAUGGUGGAAACGCGACAAGAGAAGCUUGUUCAAGACGGCAAGACGUUCGAUGAAAAUACGCGGAGAGCGGGGGCGAUGGAAAAUAAGAGGAGGAAUGACAAAAACUCACAGAUGAAGAGAAGUGGGAGUGUAGAGAACGGGGGUUUUCUUCUGAAAAUGGCGUUUCCGGCUAGCUUGGGGUCCAAGAAAACGAAGAAGAAGGUGGAUUCUUCGACGGGCAAAGUUUCUCCGAGGCCUUCGGUGUCUGAUGGAUCAGCGAAGGGUGGAGAAAACGAGUGGUGGAAAAAGAGAUUUUCUGCGUCUGUUUCUGAGAGUGAGAGUGGAGAAUACAGUACUACUAACAGCGGAAGCACCAAAAGCACUGGCAGCAGCAGCGGCAGCAGCAGCAGUAACAACAGCAGGCAUGGCGAUGGCGGUUGCUGGCCUUUUAUCCGUUUUACUCAUUAAACUAGUUGAAUAUAGAAGCUGGUUUUUCAGGGUUUGGAGUUUGCCAUGUAAGUAUUUAUCACAAUAAUGUUUGGUAUACAGAACUAUGACAGGAAAAGAAAAACAAAUUGCUGUUUAUAAUGAAUAUCUACAGACUUGGUUUCUUCUUCCUUGAAUGAGAGGUGAUGAGUCUUGUUUAAAUUUGCAGAAAGGAUUCAACUUGAGAAAAUUGUGUAUAAUAUGUAAUUUAUGGGUUUCUUUUUUUCUUUUGAUGAUGAUGAAUGUGGGACAUUACAAGCUUA
Messenger RNA from Carica papaya (papaya), 1219 nucleotides. RefSeq names its product patatin-like phospholipase domain protein. The record is from RefSeq and is a predicted model, not a curated record. Lineage: Eukaryota; Viridiplantae; Streptophyta; Magnoliopsida; Brassicales; Caricaceae.